CUCCCCCGCCCCGCUCGGCCGCUCUCAGGCCGGCGCUCCGCCCCGCACCGGGACCGCGGACGCCGUGACCCCGUCCUGCGGCCCGCCCGCGCCCGAGCAUCCCGAGACCGCGCUGCGCUCCGCGUGCGGACCGUGUUGAGUUCACAAGACCGCGACAUAAACAUUGAGGCCAGGGAGGAGGCGAAGGGGAUCUUGCACUCCUUUUAAAAACCUCAAACAUGGGAAAGUCUCUUUCUCAUUUGCCUUUGCAUUCAAAUAAAGAAGAUGGUUAUGAUGGGGUCACCUCGACAGACAACAUGAGGAAUGGGUUGGUUAGCAGCGAAGUCCAGAAUGAAGAUGGAAGAAAUGGAGAUGUCUCUCAGUUUCCGUAUGUGGAAUUUACUGGAAGAGACAGCGUCACUUGUCCCACUUGCCAAGGAACAGGAAGAAUUCCUAGGGGGCAAGAAAACCAACUGGUGGCAUUGAUCCCAUAUAGUGAUCAGCGGUUACGGCCAAGAAGAACAAAGCUGUAUGUGAUGGCAUCUGUGUCUGUCUGCCUGCUCCUCUCUGGAUUGGCUGUGUUUUUCCUUUUCCCGCGAUCUAUUGACGUGAAGUAUAUUGGCGUAAAAUCAGCCUAUGUCAGUUACGAUUUUCAAAAGCGAACCAUAUAUUUAAAUAUCACGAACACGCUAAAUAUAACAAACAAUAAUUAUUACUCUGUUGAAGUUGAAAACAUCACUGCUCAAGUUCAGUUUUCAAAAACGGUUAUUGGAAAGGCACGCUUAAACAACAUAACUAACAUUGGCCCACUUGAUAUGAAGCAGAUUGAUUAUACGGUACCCACAGUUAUUGCUGAGGAAAUGAGUUACAUGUACGAUUUCUGUACACUGAUCUCCAUCAAAGUACACAACAUAGUACUCAUGAUGCAGGUAACUGUAACAACAACAUACUUUGGACACUCUGAGCAGAUAUCUCAGGAGAGGUACCAGUAUGUCGACUGUGGAAGAAACACCACUUACCAGUUGGCCCAGUCUGAGUAUCUCAAUGUACUUCAGCCCCAACAGUGAACUCUGAAGGAGAUGUGAUAGAGCAGAGGACCCCCCUGAGGCGUUUCCAGAACUGUCAGUGAGGAGGCACUGCCUAGGACAUCUUGAAUUGGGCAUGUCUAAAGUUGAAACUAGGUCACCGAGGGUUCAGCCGACAGAAGCUGCUCCUUAAGCAGCUACUGGACUCUGGUUCUGUGUCGAGGAUUUGCUCGUACCAAGAGCUUUUACUUGAUCGUAAGUUAACUGAUUGGCUUUCUUCUCAUCUUUGUUCCCAAGGUGAAAAAAUGGAGACUUCCUCUAAAUACAAUAAAGAAUUACACAAAAGUCAUAGACUUAAUCUGUAGCUCUAUUGAUAAUAUAGUUCAGUCAUGAACGUAAUUUGAAAAAUAAUUCUGAAGAUUUUUAUAUGAAAUUACUGAAAGUCUAUUAUUCAUGGAAGACUUUUAAAAUCUAACCUGUUUUAUAAAUUCCCAUUCUUAUAUGAUGGUAGUCUUUCGACUAUAUGAUAACUUAGCUAUUAGCUAAAUGUUUUUAGCCUUUGAUUUGUUGAAAUUCUACUCAUUUGCAUGUUUUGUCUUAUUUCUAGCUAAUUGUUGUAUAAUAUUUACCAACCAUAACAGUCUGCCCAAUUCUGGUCUACACUUUUUAAGAGCCUCUCAGUAUGUGCUUCAUGUAUAUAGCUUUGUGAACUUUCUGUGUGGUCCCCAAACACACUCCUUUUUUGUGUACAAUAUUGUAAAUAAACUGCAUGGCUUUUAUACAGCUUUGAUAAAGGUCAAAUGAAAUGGUACUGAUUAAGAAGUAAAGCAAGUUGUUCAUAAAGAAUAAAGGAGGACAACGAAAUUCAGAAAUCUAUAAAGUAUCAGUAGAUUCCAGCUACUUGUUGGGUCUGACAUAAAACAGAUAUUCAAUAAAACAUUUUGAUGCUUUA
Peromyscus eremicus (cactus mouse) is the source of this 1956-nucleotide messenger RNA. RefSeq names its product transmembrane protein 106B (gene Tmem106b). NCBI's taxonomy places the organism in Eukaryota, Metazoa, Chordata, Mammalia, Rodentia, Cricetidae. Bases 219 to 1046 code for a protein of 275 amino acids. Gene Ontology annotation, biological process: lysosome localization; dendrite morphogenesis; lysosomal transport. The record is from RefSeq and is a predicted model, not a curated record. The transcript has 9 exons. Gene Ontology annotation, cellular component: lysosomal membrane.